AACUGUUGAUAAGUUAAACCAUUCAAAUGUUUAUUAUUAUUAUUAUUAUUAUUAUUAUUAUGAUGAUGAUGAUGAUGUUUUAUUUCUUUUCAGAUUGCCUGUGCUGUUGUGGCCAUUACCAUGAACUAUUUGUCUCUUGUAACUCUCUGUUGGCUUAUAGUCCAGGCCCUUUACCUCUUCUCCUUCACCAGGAAGCGUGAAAGCGAGGAGCAGCAGAAAAUGAAAACAAAACUCUAUUACGCAGGCGCUUGGGGUUUACCGCUUGUUGUUGUAUGUGUCCUUGCCUCUAAGUACGAGAUGUACGAUAAACAUCCACACUGCUGGAUCUCCUUCUCUGACGCGUUGAGCUGGUCAGUGGCAACACCCAUAAUUACGUUAGGGAUGGUACAAUUAAUACUCAUUGUUUUGUUGGCGAAAGCUUUGAUUACUUACCGUAAGUCCAGCGACAUUGAAGAAAAUGAAACCAAGAAAAGUGUCAUCAAGUCCGGUUUACAAACAGUGGUUUGCAUAACAAUCAGUGUCAUUCUAACCUGGCUUCUGGGAUCACUUUCCUUGAACAUCGAUCGUGAUAUCUACCAUACCUUUUUCUCCAUAUUUAACGCGUUGCAGGGUUUUGGAUUCUUCUUGUUUUAUGUUGUCUUGAACCCUGAAGUGCGUAAACUAAUUCUUGCCGCUUGGGAAUGGAAAAGCACUCUGGUGACACCCUUUGACGAACAUGAAGCCAUUGAAAUCGAAGAAGAAGAGGACAAAGACAAAAAGAAAGGAAAAGGCAAAAAUAAAGCUACGAACAACAAUAACCAAGAAAAGAACGAGAGUAAACAAGGGGAACAACAAGGUCAGGCCAUCGCGAAUACCGUACACACAGUGGCCGAAGCAAAAAUGGCAGCUGCCUCGAUAGUAGCCAGUAACAAAAUGAGAAACCCUGAGAACGAAACAGCACUUAAACCCGAGAUUAAGAAAGAAACGCGAAAGUCAAGUUGGCCUGGUGUAAAAGCCAAUUCCAUCCCAAGAACUCUUCCUCCAAUCGCGAAACAAAAGAAGACUGCUCCGUCGUCCAAAGGGGCAGUCCCAAGACGGAAGAUAACCCCCCAAGGACCCCCACAGAAAUUUAUAGAAGAUUUAGCGCUUAAACGAAAUGCUGCUGGUGCUCCAUCUUCACCCAGGGAUAAGAGCUUGCGGUCACCAUCACCAUGUACGCAGCAGCCACGUUCCCCAUCCUGGAGUAGGGCAGUUCAUUUCGAAUACAAAGAUGAUCUCCCUGUUGCAGCUUUCAGCUCUCCACCACCCAACGUCCGCACCAGGCCCCUGCAUCAGACAGUAGCUCCCAACACCUCUCGAAAGAACCAAAGACCAGUGGGCAAGAAAAAGACAACCAAGGGGAAAAAGGUCUCCAGGCCAUCAAAAGUUCUCUACGUCGAACCUUCCACCAGCGGUUGAAGCUGUGAUAUAUGUUCGGAUUAAUAUCUGAAGCCGGACAGAAGUCACGUGGCUAACCGCUCAAGAUGGAAAAUACAGAUAGCAGCCAGGACGGAAAGCAACCAAGUAUCUCGAUCGUGGAUGAAAGACCAAAACAAUUGAAUAAAGAGAAACCUUUCCCGAACUCUGUGAAACGUGAGCAUAGAAAGGUCGGCUUAACGACCGCUGAGCUGCACAACAUGAAUGUUGGCCCAGCUGCAUCGUGAACAAUCUCAGGAAUUUUAUUUUACAACUUUUACAAUUUUUUUAAAAUUUCUUUCCCACUUAUUGUUAAAAAAAAAGUGUACAAAAAUUGUGAACCAAGGUUUUUUUACAGAAGGAAUGCUACAGUGUAAAUAACUAAAUAAUGCUAAUUUAUGAUAAAUUCAACACUUUAAUUUUAUCUUUCAUUUUACUUCCAUUUUUGUGAUAAAUAAACUUCAGAUAACUUGCUGGCCAUUUUGACCUUCAAAUAAGAAUGUACUUCUAAAACAGGACUAAUCUGUAAAAAAAAAUAUGCCCUUUAAUCCCAUCCCAAAUGUAACAAGAGGUCAAAACCGUUAUGUGAAUGAGAACCUUGAUCAUCUUUUUAAAAAUGUUUACCACAUUCUUCCAGAGAAAACUUACACAAAAUAUAAAAUUAUGAUAAACUGUGGUAAGAACUUGCAUCCUCAUCCCUAGAUUGUUAAGAUUAAGCUUUGGUGAAUGCAGUAGAGAUUUCCAGAAGUGUAUUUAUCAUUAACCAUCUAACAUUCUAAUCAUCUCUAAUAGAUUGAGGGACCUAUUUGUUUUCAAUGACUUUUGAUGGGGGAGAGGGUGCUAAGUGGACACCUAAAAUAUGUCUGGAAUCUUUCUACUGUAAGUUUGACAGUAACUGACAUGUACUUACUUUAAAUAAUAUAAUUGUUUUCUCUUUAUGAAGCACUGUUUCAAGUUGACACCUUUAGCUCUGGCUGCAGAGGGCAGAAGCUAGGUAACAGACAGUGCCUCUUGCAAAAGAGUCAGCCAAUUUGUGUCAAGUUAAGUGGUAUUAUGUUUUAGGGCCAUGUUAGAUGCUAUGAUUUGCCGCACAUAACGAGUGAGCAACACAAAUUGAUUUGUGUAAAAGAAACCUACAUGUACAACUUGAAUGCAAAAUUGUACGUUUGAUUUACACAAAACAAUUUGCUGUGCACUUGCUGCAAGGUUGUUGUAUCCAGCAAAGUUGUACCAUCUAAACUGGGCCUUAAUCUUCCUCAGUCAAAGCCAUCCUUGUCAAUUUUUGGUUUAUUUUUACUUCUUUAGUGUUUUCCUAUCUUAGAAACUAUUAUCUGGAGGUUUCCCUUAAUUUGAUAGUACAGUCAAACCUCCGUUAACAGACACUUCUUGUAAGCGGCCACUCGGUAAUGGUCCCAGCCACAUACAAAAGCUGCAUUUUUAACCUCCCAAAAGCAAACACCUUUUUGAAUUUUUUUGAAAAUUUAAGGUGGCUCUGAACCCCAUGAACAGAAUUUAUUUAAACUCUGCCUUAAGUUACAUCUUAUGCAGCUGAUCAAAAUUUGAUUUAAAAAGAUGGUUUUCAUGUGCCAUUUUUGAAAUAUAAGUAAUUAAAACUAAAAUUACGGUUGUGUUAGCAAGUAAUACUGUUGCUAUGGUAACCUACUGUGUCACGAAAAUGAUAGAAAAUGAGAACGUGUUCACUGAUGUUGCACAGUUUUCUGAUACCAUGAUUGCUGCAU
Molecule: messenger RNA, 3173 nt
Organism: Orbicella faveolata
Lineage: Eukaryota; Metazoa; Cnidaria; Anthozoa; Scleractinia; Merulinidae
Biological process (GO): cell wall macromolecule catabolic process; chitin catabolic process; G protein-coupled receptor signaling pathway
Cellular component (GO): membrane
Molecular function (GO): chitinase activity; G protein-coupled receptor activity
Source: RefSeq, a predicted model, not a curated record